Molecule: messenger RNA, 5112 nt
Organism: Hyla sarda
Lineage: Eukaryota; Metazoa; Chordata; Amphibia; Anura; Hylidae
Product: zinc finger protein 585A-like
Exons: 3
Coding region: 130-3693 (1187 amino acids)
Biological process (GO): regulation of transcription by RNA polymerase II
Molecular function (GO): DNA-binding transcription factor activity, RNA polymerase II-specific; RNA polymerase II cis-regulatory region sequence-specific DNA binding
Source: RefSeq, a predicted model, not a curated record
CUCCCUCCCCUGCACAUCAGUGUCUCUCCUCCUCCCCCCUGCACAAAGCAUCCUGUGUCUACUCCCCCCAAUGUCCGCUGCCCUCCUGCCGCCCAGCUGACCCCCGCACACCCCUCUCCCAGCACCCAGAUGUCCAAACCGGAUGUUUUAUCAAUAAUGGAAAGUGCCGAAGAGCCGUUUGGUCAGGAAAACAAUCAGGCCAGGGCCAGUCGAGUGGAAAUUUCAGAGUGUUGGAGCAGCGGUGCAACGGAAGAACCCAGGUCAUUUGCUCCACUGGUUGGAAAGCUGCCCGCAGACCAGUUGUCUUCACAAAACUCUCAAGGCACUCUUAUCGUCAAUGAAAUCGAGAACCCUGAUAAUAGUUGGAGGGAAAAAAAUGUCCAUCCCAUGAUGCCGACUGAACCAGGGUGCCAGUCCAGCAGUGGCCCAGUUGAAUAUAACUUUCCAGCAGGCCAAAGCUCACCAUCAACAUUGCCUCUAAUGGAGAAGGGAAGACACAGAGAAGAUGACAUUGUGGACCAAGCAACUGUUGGCACCAAGAUGACAGGAACUGCUGAGGACACGUCAGCACAGUCAGCAUUACAUGGGGUGACGCCUAUGCCAACUAACUUUGGCAAACUUGAGAAGGAUAAUAUAGUAAUAUGUAGACCACAUGGAUGGUCUAAUGUUGGACAGCCAUCUAAAACUAUGGAGACAAACAGAAGAAAAGAUUCCAGCUCUACAGAACAGCCAAGCCAGAGGUUUUGGGGUCUAUUUCAGUGCUCAUUCUGUAAUUUUGUCUUUCAAGAUCUCUCUGAACUUCUGCAGCAUCAAGAAUCCCACAACCAGGAAAAAUUCCAAGGUAUUGGGAAUGAACAGACAAGUCCUGAACAGCAACCACCUCAGCAGCAGUCUUCAACUCCAAUCUUGGAAUGGAGGCGAUACCGCUGUAUAGUGUGUGAUAAGACCUUCUGCAAGCAGUCUUCAUUGGUGACACAUCUGCGAAUACACACUGGCGAGAAACCAUUCUCUUGUCAUGUAUGUCGGAGAAAAUUUAACCAGCGUACUAGUCUCACUGUCCAUCUACGAACUCACACUGGAGAAGCACCAUUCCCUUGCAACAAAUGUAACAGGAGCUUCCGACAACAGUCCAAUCUUACUCAUCAUAUGAAGAGUCAUCAAAGAGCCGAGGAACUUGAUAGGGUAGAGUGGAGUGAAGAGAACACAGCCCCAAGCAUUCCUUUCAUGUAUCUGAUAUCAGAAGGGGAUGAACCCAGCAGUGAAGUUUGGGGCAACAAAGUCCCAUUUGUGAAAGAUGACAAAGGAGAAGAUCCAGGAUCAUGUAAAAGACCCUAUGUCUGUGGUCACUGUUUUAAGCGCUUCACUCAUCAGUCCAACCUCAUGGUUCAUCAGCGCAUUCAUACUGGGGAUCGAUCGUAUCGUUGCCAAGAGUGUGGCAAGCAUUUCACUAGAAGGACCAGCCUGAUGGUUCACUUACGAGGUCACACUGGAGAAAUGCCGUACUCUUGCCUUCAGUGUGGGAAGAGUUUUCGCCAGCAGUCAAAUCUUCUGUACCAUAUGAAAAGCCAUUCCUCACCAACUGAGCCAAAAGCCAAUGUGAGCACAGAAAGCGAGCAGACCCCAAAGAUGUCUGGGCAGCUGAUCGGACCUUCUGGUCAAUAUGUUGAGCGAGAUAACUCACAGAUGAUAAAUAUUGGUGGAGGGCGAAUCGAAGAAAGCCAGGUUAGGGCUUACCAAUGUAACCAGUGUUCUAAAUGGUUCCCUAGCUCUCAUAGCCUCCUGUUGCAUCAAAAGCUUCAUAUGGAGCAGUCCAGUGCCAUCAUGCAUUGUAGAGAAAUUCAGGUCUCCUACCCUAUUAAUAGAGGCCUUCCACACGCGUAUCCUGAGAACAUGCUGUCUCCACGUCAGGAACAUGAUGGUUAUCCUCCUCAGCAUUUUAAGCUACCUGCACGAGUCGAAGGCAACGUAUCUGGGAUGCUAAACAGUCUGGAAUCCAAUGUUAUUCCACAGCCAGGACACAGCAUUUCCUAUCAAAGAAUUGGCAGUCAAUUGGGAGAGGGAGGACCUCCUAAGGGUCCUUUCCAUGUUCUUGGAAGAGGAAGACCAAGAAAAAUUACCUGGUUUGGUCAAGGGCAAGGACCAGCCGGGACCUCCACGGCAGGAAAAGCUGUACAUAAGUGUUGGAAAUGUCCAAGGCACUUCAACAACAAGUCAAACUUAAUUGUUCACUUGCGUAUACACACCGGAGAAAAGCCUUUCCAAUGUUGGCUCUGUGAAAAGCGUUUCAGACAGCAGUCAAAUCUGAUCCAGCAUCUCAAGAAUCACGAAGAUGUUCUUGGUGAUGAGCUCAUAACUCGUCCACGGAAGCAUGUAAGUAAACAGCAAAAUGGAAAAAACAUUCAGAAUAUAGGAAUCCCUCAAUCUCCAAACAGUGUCCAGGUUCGGUCAGGUUUUCUUCCCUUCGAUGGAAACCAAAUGCAUCACAAUGGGCAGCUGUUUCAAGGACCUCACACUAUCCAUUUGGGUGAUAUCGCCUCCAGUAGUGAGUGCGUUCCUGAUAAUUUAGAAGUAAAUGGAACCCAGUCGUCAUCAGGUGAGAGUACAUACAAGUGCAGCAGUUGCUUUAAGACAUUUACUCAUAAAUCCAACCUCUUGGUCCAUGAACGUAUUCACUCAGGAGAUAAGACCUAUCGCUGCCUCGAGUGUGGGAAACAAUUCAGUCAACGCACUAGCCUGAUGGUGCACCUAAGGACUCACACUGGGGAGAUGCCGUAUUCUUGUUUGCAGUGUAGGAGACGUUUCAGACAGCAGUCCAACCUACUUUAUCAUAUAAAGACAAAUACUGUGCAAGGGCAGUUAAACUGUACUGCGGAGAACUCCCCAAGCUCUCCAUUGCUUCCUAGAUUAGACCCGGGCAUUGAGCCUAGUAUGAGUUCUGAUAUGGAGGCUUCCCCCGGGCAAGCCCAUUCUUGGGUCCCCCUGGAAACAAAUUCUAAGAACGAACCCACAUCUGCUUCAACACAAGAGGGAGCAAAAGGAGAGUUCCACUGUCCUGCCUGUGACAAAAUAUUUACCCACCAAUCCAACCUGUUGGUCCACCAACGAAUCCAUUCUGGCGAGCGGACAUACCACUGCCAUGAGUGCAACCGUCAAUUCAGUCAACGCACAAGUCUGAUGAUCCACUUACGCACUCAUACUGGAGAGAUGCCCUAUGCCUGCCAAUGCUGCGGCAAACGAUUUCGCCAGCAGUCAAACCUGUUGUACCAUUUGAAGAGUCACGUAGGACAAGAGAUCACAGUCGAUGCUAGCCAAAGUGCAGAAUAUGCCGCACCUAGAUCUAGGGGCCGUCCUCGGAAAUCAGAUUCCAACGACGAAGCAAAGGCAAAACGAGUAAUUCCUCGAGGCAAACGUACUUACAAGUGCACAGAAUGCCCGAGGCGUUACAACCUCAUGUCUAAUCUGGUGGCACACCAGAAGUCUCAUGACCUCCAACCCCUGUAUAGUUGCUUAGAGUGUGGAGACAGCUUCCUUCACCAAGGGUACCUUGCUGUCCACAAGAAGCAGCACAGCAAGAUAACCCCUCCUAAUCAUGGUGUACAGUUCUGUUGGAGACCAAACCAAGAGUUGAUGGACACCAGAAAUAGGGGCUCAGGAGAAGAAAGGAAUCUUGUAUACACACCGCAUGAAAAAUAAUCAUUCUGAAGUCCUACAAUGUGUCCAGUUCAAUGGGAUUAGGUAGAGUAGUGGUUAUAAUUUAGGUCUCUAUAAAGCCUGUACCAAGUAUGAAACUUCAUAUCUGUAUUUCAGAUAGUACCUGAAAUUGGCUACUGCUUUGCUAGGUGGGGUUUACUUCUGAUAUAUUAUCCUAAUAAUAGACUGAUUUCUUUUGGAAAACAAAAUCCUGAGAAGAUCCAACAUGGGAAUAAAAAAAUCUGGUGCUGGUUCUCCAGAGGGUUCUCAGUGCUUUAUCAGUAAUAGCUGGUAAAGCAUCAUGACUUCUGAGAUGAAUAAGUAUUGACCGGAUUGAUCUUUCGAAUACUCUAAAUGAACGGGUUUGUCCAAGACUAGGAAAAAAACAUGGUUGCUUUCUUCUUCCAGAAACGGCUUCGUACCUAAGUUAUGUUAGUGUAGAAAGUGACAGUGACUAAGCUGCAGUACCACGCAGAACCAUGGGCAGCAAAGGUGGCGCUGUUUUUCGAGGAAAGCAGCUAUAUUUUUCUAAUCCUGCACAACUCUUAAGUGUAUCAAAUGACAUGGGAAGCACUUAUCAAUAGCCCACUAAGUAACCACUGGGUGGAAUAUAUAAAACUAUAUACCUAAAAGGCAGUUAGUUUACCAUUUUUUUUGCCUGUACCAUUACUAUUUAUGUAUAGAAUAUGAGGUGUGGCAUGUUGAUUUAGCCCACACACUGGCCGCUUCCAUGGUUCAUGGAUGAUUGGCCUAUUUUUAUUUUUUUUUUCUGAAUAUUACCCUUUUACUUUAUAUUUAUUUUUAUAUCAAUGUUAUGUUUUUUUUGUUUUUAUGAAGUAGGUGUUGCAUUCCUUUUGUAUCGUAGGGAUACGUCGGCAGCUACUUCUAUGCCAUUUCAGUUUUCCUUUAGUAGUUAUAGGAGCGUACUCCUCACCACGUAGUCUUUAGUUGCUGUACGUAACGAGUUAUUUACGUGCGUAUCGUGUAAAUACAAGCCUUCUUAUUUAUGCAUUUAUUAUAUAUGCGUUUUAGUUUAUGCAUUUUAUAUCGGAGUUAAUUUUGUAUGUUGCCUACUUCCUCUGCCUCACCUCAGAUUCCUAACCACAGUUAAACCAGAGCGCACCGUGUGAGCACCUGCUCUACCUCUGUCGAGAUGUACAUGCCUAGUGAUAAAGGCCUUAGAAAGAUUGUAGCAGACGGCUAUCCUACGGUUUCUGAACAUAGAACUUGACCUAAGAAAUUGGCUCCAUUAAUCAUUUGGAGAAUUUUUCCUUAUAUACUUGAGAAGGCCCCGGAGCCCUGUUUAUUUAUUACAGCGCAAAAAUGGAUGUAAAAUUUGCGGUUUGUUGCCACCACUAGGUGGCGAUCUGUAUGUAGCCGUACAUGGGUCAUGGAUCCAACACAAUUUCCUCCAAUAUGGGC